Molecule: messenger RNA, 306 nt
Organism: Radiomyces spectabilis
Lineage: Eukaryota; Fungi; Mucoromycota; Mucoromycetes; Mucorales; Radiomycetaceae
Exons: 2
Coding region: 1-306 (101 amino acids)
Source: RefSeq, a predicted model, not a curated record
AUGAACGAAAGAGCCGAUAGGCUGAGCCGUCUUCUUGCCUUGCAGCCAGAGUUCAUCGAUUUGGUGACAGCGGCUCUGGUGGAUUCAACUGCUGGAACCUAUAACGCUGCGGCCAAUUUCUUGUUUACCGAAUGCGAUGCGAUCUACCUGACCAGGUUGGCUAAUUUACCACCCAUCAUCCUGGAGUUUCAGACAAAGGUGGGACCUGAACUUUCUUCAUCGUGCCUUCUCCUAUUGUAUGGAAGUCUACAGAAGAUAUUUGUCUUGGUAAUCCGUACGAGUCAUUUCGAACGUUUCUGCUGGUGA